GGGCAUAAGGGGGCUUAAACCCUAUCUGCUCGUUUCUCUCAUACACUCUCAAACACUAAUUCUCACUGCCGAAAGCAAGCGGGAAGGAGAAUAUAUAUGCUUUUGACCUAGGCAGGCAGCUAACAUGAAAUUGAACUUUCCCAUUCGUCUCAUCAGCCCUUCUUUUCCGGUCUCCGGUUUCUCCUCCAUGAAGUCCAAUCCGACCAUGAAGUCCUCCCGCAUGGCGUCGUCCUUAAUCGCCGGCGUUUUUCCUCACAAGCUCAAGUACAGUUUCCUCUACAGAACCUCAGGUGGUUUCACUCUUCCAUCAAGAACUUCUCGAGAUGACCUCGUCGUUCGUCGUUUCUCUACACGACCCAGACCCGGGGUUAGAGCGGAGGUCAGGGGUCCAAAGAGCUUGGUCGAUGAUGAAGCCGACCUUAGUGAUUGGGUAAGUGGUUUACGGUCGACGCCCUCGUUUUCCAAGAAUUUAUACAGUAGUGACAAUGACAAUGAUGACCGUGGUGGUGAUGGCAGAAAUGCGCGAAGUAAUAGAGGAAGAGGCGGCGGGAACGAUAGAUUUCAGAGGGAUAGGCCACCGAUGAAGAGACAGAGGGAUAGUGAUUCAGAUGCGUUUGACUCACCAAGUAGGAGAGGAGGCCGCGGAGGUUCAUUUGCUCCGUCGUCAAGGAAUUCUAGGAGGGAUAGUGAUUCAGAUGCUUAUGAUUCACCAAGCAGGAGAGGAGGAGGUGGAGGAGGUCGGGGUUCGUUUGCUCCGUCUUCAAGAGGUUCAAGGGGUUCGUUUCCAUCUUCAAGGGGUUCAAGGGGUUCGUUUCCCACCUCAAGGGGUUCAUCAAGAGGUUCAUUUCCAUCGUCAAGGGGUUCAUUUGCUCCAUCUCCAAGGGAUUCGAGGAGGGGUAGUGAUUCAGAUGAAAUUGAUGAUUCACCAAGUAGGAGAACCAGCAGUGGUUCAUUUGAUCCAUCAUCAAGGAAUUCGAGGGGAAGAGGACCUCGAUUUGGUAGUGACUUGCAGAAUGUUGAUAGAUCUUCAUCAGGAAGAAGAGAGAAUACACGUGGAGAAGCUGUAUUUACGAAGAGAGGCAGCGAAAACUCGAGAGGAGGAGUUAAACAGCUGGGAAGACCUAAGUUGGUAUCUUCGGACGAUGAAUCAGACGAAGAUGAUGAGCAUCCAUUCGAGGAAAUCAGUGAAUCUGACGACGAUGAUGAACAGCCAAACGAGUCCGUCAAGAGCUUCAGAGACUUAAUCAGUGAAACUGAAGGCGAUGAAAAAGAAGAAGAAGAAGAAGAUGAGAUCGAGAAUGCAGUUAAAUCUAUUACUCCAAGAACUGCGCCUGUUUCUUCUGGGAGUAGCGAGUCUUACUUGAGCAAGACAAGGUUUGCUGAUUGUCCAAUUUCACCAUUAUCCCUAAAAGGCACAAAGGAUGCUGGAUACGAGAAGUUGACUGUGGUUCAAGAAGCCACACUUCCAAUUAUUCUCAAAGGUAAGGAUGUUCUAGCAAAAGCAAAAACUGGCACUGGAAAAACCGUAGCGUUUUUGCUUCCUUCAAUUGAAGUAAUUGCUGGAUUACCACCUAGUGGUCUUGAUCAAAAGAGGCCUCCAAUUUAUGUUCUUGUCAUUUGCCCAACAAGAGAGCUCGCUAUUCAAGCUGCUAAAGAAGCCAACGCAUUAUUGAAGUACCAUUCCGCCAUUGGCGUUCAAGUUGUCAUUGGAGGUACCAGACUUGCUCUUGAACAGAAACAAAUGCAAGCCAAUCCUUGCCAGAUUCUUGUUGCUACACCAGGAAGGCUCAGAGAUCAUACAGAGAAUACUGCAGGAUUUGCAACUCGUCUCAUGGGUGUUAAAGUCCUUGUUCUUGAUGAAGCUGACCAUUUAUUGGAUAUGGGUUUCCGCAAAGAAAUUGAGAAAAUCAUUGCUGCUGUUCCAAAACAGAGACAAACACUUCUCUUUUCUGCUACCGUUCCUAACGAGGUUCGACAAAUUUGUCAUAUGGCUUUGAAAAGAGAUUACGAGUUUAUCGACACAGUUGGAGAGGGGACUGAGCAAACACAUGCACAGGUCACACAAUCGCAUCUUGUUGCUCCUUUGGACCAGCAUUUUUCAUUACUAUACACUCUACUGAAAGAGCAUAUAUCAGAUGAUGUGGAUUACAAGGUUCUUGUUUUCUGCACCACGGCUAUGGUCACAAAACUUGUUGCUUCCCUCCUUGGUGAGCUCCAUAUGAAUGUUCGUGAGAUCCAUUCGAGAAAGCCACAGAGUUACAGGACAAGAGUUUCCGAUGAAUUCCGCAAAUCAAAAGGUCUAAUUCUUGUGACUUCUGAUGUCUCCGCACGAGGAGUGGAUUAUCCCGAUGUUACCCUCGUUAUACAGAUUGGUACUCCGGCUGACAGAGAACAGUACAUUCAUCGGCUUGGUAGAACAGGUCGUAAAGGAAAAGAAGGACAAGGGAUAUUAAUGUUAGCACCUUGGGAAAAUUCUUUCUUGUCAACUGUUAAAGAUUUGCCGAUUUCUAAGGGUUCCCCACCCAUGAUCGACCCCGAGACAAAGAAAAAGGUGGAAAGAGCGCUUUCAAAUGUGGAGAUGAAAAACAAAGAAUCUGCGUACCAGGCUUGGCUCGGUUAUUACAACUCGAGCAAAGUUGUGGGAAAAGACAAGUAUAGAUUGGUGGAGCUUGCGAACGAGUUUAGCCGAAGUAUGGGGCUCGAUAAGCCCCCGGCUAUUCCAAAACUCGUUCUUGGCAAAAUGGGUCUCAGGAAUAUACCCGGCUUGCAAGCAAAGUAAGUUUAUUAUAUUAGAUAUAUAUAGCCACAUCUUGUUGGUGGUUCUUCUUGCAUCAAUAUGUUUUGAAUUUUUCUAAGUUUUGAAAUUUACAUUAUUUUAUCACUACUUUAUUUGCAA
Molecule: messenger RNA, 2896 nt
Organism: Impatiens glandulifera
Lineage: Eukaryota; Viridiplantae; Streptophyta; Magnoliopsida; Ericales; Balsaminaceae
Product: DEAD-box ATP-dependent RNA helicase 31
Exons: 7
Coding region: 125-2779 (884 amino acids)
Cellular component (GO): chloroplast
Molecular function (GO): RNA helicase activity; ATP binding; nucleic acid binding
Source: RefSeq, a predicted model, not a curated record